Molecule: messenger RNA, 3299 nt
Organism: Manis javanica (Malayan pangolin)
Lineage: Eukaryota; Metazoa; Chordata; Mammalia; Pholidota; Manidae
Source: RefSeq, a predicted model, not a curated record
AUGGGUAAACGAACAGCCACGGAGACUACUGGCGGAAAAUUUCAAGAAGCUGGCGGGGAGAAGAGUUGGUUCAACGCCUCCCAGCUCUCCAGCUUCAUGAAGCAGGCCCUGUCCCAGGCCCAGAAGUCCAUCGACAGGGUCCUGGACAUCCAGGAAGAGGAGCCGAGCGCCUGGACCGAGACCAUUCCGAUAAGUCCUCCUGUCAGCGGAGGAUGGGAUACAUCGACCUGGGGGUUAAAGUCCAUCACUGAACCUCAGAGUCAACCAGUAGCCUCUCCAAAAGCAAUUACAAAGCCAGUUGGGAGAACUGUGGUAGAUGAAUCUGAAAAUUUCUUCAGUGCCUUUCUGUCUCCAGCAGAUGUUCAGACCAUUCAGACGAGUCCAGUGGUAUCAAAACCACCAGCAAAAUCACAACGGCCAGAAGAAGUGAAAAACACCUUACAGGAAUCAUUGCACACUGGGCAGUCAAGAACAAGCGAAACAACGGAGUCAAAAGUAAAAGACUCUUCUCCAUGUGUGUCCGGGGAAGGUCUGGCAUUAGAUAGUCUGUCACCUAAAACUGAAGGCAGGCAUGAAGAAACUGUUAAUAAAGAAUCUGAUACGCAGGUGUCAGUCAUGCCUCUGAAAGUAUCUGAAAGUGCAAUUAAUGUGAAAACAACCAGGGAAAACAUAUCUAAUAUGUCUACAUCUAAUAUGUCUACACAGUCUCUCACAACAGAAACAAAGGACAUGGCUUUGGAACCUAAGGAGCAAAAACAUGAAGACAGACAGAGUAAUACACCUUCUCCUCUUGUUAGCACCUUCUCAUCAGGUACUUCUACCACCAGUGAUAUUGAAGUUUUAGAUCAUGACAGCGUAAUAAGCGAGAGCUCAGCAAGUUCAAGACAAGAGAUGACAGAUUCAAAAUCAAGUCUUCACUUGAUGCAAACAUCUUUUCAGCUUCUCUCAGCAUCUGCUUGUCCUGAGUAUAAUUGUUUAGAUGAUUUCCAAAAACUCACUGAGAGCUGUUGCUCAUCUAAAGAUGCUUUUGAAAGAAUAGACUCCUUUAGUGUACAGUCAUUAGAUAGCCGUAGUGUAAGUGAAAUCAAUUCAGAUGAAUUCUCAGGCAAAAGAUAUGCUUUAGUACCUAUUGUUAACCCUUCAACUCCAAAGACUAAAAUAGUUGAAUCUGUUGAAGGAAAAUCUGAAGAAGCAAAUAAAACAUUAAUUAUACCAACUGAAGAACAAAUGGAAGAAAGUAGAUGAAGUACAACUCCUGUUAACUGUGAACAGCCUGAUACCUUGGUUUCUUCACCAAUAAAUGAAGGACAUACUGUCUUAGACAAGUAGACCGGGCAGUGUGAAGGUGCUGAAAGUCAGCCAGAGGCACUUUCUGAGAAGGAAGAUGUUUGUAAGAAAGUUGAAUUUCUGAAUGAGAAACUGGAUAAAAGGAAGGCUCAGUUAUUAUCUCUUAGUAAAGAAAAAGCACUUCUAGAAGAGGCCUAUGAUAAUCUGAAAGAUGAAAUGUUCAGAGUGAAAGAAGAAAGUAUCAGCAUUUCUUCUUUGAAAGAUGAGUUUACUCAAAGGAUUGCAGAAGCAGAAAAGAAAGUUCAGCUAGCCUGCAAAGAGAGAGAUGCUGCUAAAAAGGAAAUCAAAAGUAUAAAAGAAGAACUUGCCACUAGAUUAAACAGUAGUGAAACUGGAGACCUUUUGAAAGAGAAAGAUGAACAGAUCCUAGGAUUGAUGGAAGAAGGAGAAAAACUUUCAAAACAGCAACUGCAUAAUUCUAACAUCAUUAAGAAAUUAAGAGCUAAAGACAAAGAGAAUGAAAAUAUUAUUAUGAAGCUGAACAAAAAAGUAAAAGAUCUAGAAGAAGAAUUGCAGCAUUUAAAACAGGCCCCCAAUGGCAAAGAAGAGGUUGAGAAACAACAUAGAGAAAAUAUUAAAAAAUUAAAUUCUGUGGUUGAACGCCAAGAGAAGGAUCUUGGCCAACUUCAAGCAGACAUGGAUGAACUUGAAGAAAAGAGUGAGGCACAGGAGGCUGCCCUGAGUCGUGAAAUGAAGGCUAAGGAAGAGCUGGCUGCCACCCCAGAGAAGGCCCAAGAGGCCGCCUGUCAGCAGCAAGAAAUGUUAGCAAUUCAAGUGGGGGACCUUCGGCUGGCACGACAAUGUGCAGAACAAGCAGCUGCCAGAAAAGAGGAUUAUUUACGCCAUGAGAUCAGCAAACUUCAGCAGAGACUCCAGGAAGCAGAGAAUCAAAACCAAGAACUGAGUCAAAGUGUUUCAUCAACAACAAGACCAUUGCUUUGACAGACGGAAAAUUUGCAAGCAACUCGAGGGUCUCAGACAUUGUCAUGGGAGAAGUUAGAGAAGAAUCUUUCUGAGAGGCUUGGUGAAUCCCAGACCUUGCUGGCAGCAGCAGUUGAAAGAGAACGUGCAGCCACAGAAGAACUCCUUGCCAACAAAAUUCAGAUGUCCUCCAUGGAGUCACAGAAUCUCUUAAGACAGGAAAACAGUAGAUUUCAGGCCCACCUAGAAUCAGAGAAAAAUAAGCUAAGAAAACUGGAGGAUGAAAAUAAUAGGUACCGGGUUAAAUUAGAAAACCUAAAAGAUGAAUAUGUAAGAACACUUGAAGAGACAAAGAAAGAAAAGACACUAUUGAACAGUCAGUUAGAAAUGGAGAAAAUGAAAGUUGAACAAGAAAGGAAGAAAGCAAUCUUCACUCAAGAAGCAAUGAAAGAGAAGGAACAGAAGCCAUUUUCUUUCUCUAGCACUCCUACAAUUUCACGCUUAAGCUCCGUAAGUGGAGUUGACAUGGCAGGACUACAAACAUCUUUUCUAUCUCAGGAUGAGCCUCAUGAUCACUCAUUUGGACCAAUGUCUGUCUCAGCAAAUGGAAGCAAUCUUUAUGAUGCUGUAAGGAUAGGAGCAGGGUCAAGCAUUGUUGAAAAUCUACAGUCUCAGCUAAAGCUAAGGGAAGGAGAAAUUACUCAUUUACAGGUAGAAAUUGGCAGUCUAGAAAAAACACGUUCAAUAAUGGCUGAAGAGCUAGUUAAAUUAACAAAUCAAAAUGAUGACCUUGAAGAGAAAGUAAAGGAAGUACCCAAACUUAGAACUCAGCUAAGAGAUUUGGAUCAGAGGUACAACACCAUUCUGCAGAUGUAUGGGGAAAAAGCAGAAGAAGCCAAAGAACCCCGCUUAGAUCUUGAAGAUGCAAAAAAUAUGUAUAAGACCCAAAUAGAUGAACUUCUACGACAAAGGCUCAGUUAACUUCUAAAAAUUACAUUCCCAUCAAUCUGAAUGUAAACAUUUCGUAUUUA